AUCCAGGAAGCAAAAGUGGCGUGCAAUGAUGGGAAUAUGCGAAUAUAUAUUGUAACAACCGUGUGAAACUAAAACUUGUCUAUCUUCAUCAAUCAACAACCUAGAGCCAUUUCCUCUGUAACACCUCUUGUUUUGCCUUAGUUAAAACAACGAGUAGUUGCUACAUUAUGCAGGAUGUCGGAACCACCGUUUAGACCACGAGAGAAACUUAUUGAGAAGCAAAAGUAUUUCCAGAAUAUCCAUAAGCACACAUACUUAAAAGGACCAUAUGACAAGAUUACAUCUGUUGCAAUACCACUUGCACUAGCAGCAUCUUCGUUGUAUCUGAUUGGAAGAGGGAUCUACAAUAUGUCACAUGGAAUAGGGAAGAAAGAAUGACUUGCAACUUUUUCUCUGCUUGUAUGUUUUGUGCCUUAAUAAAUUUUCUUAGUUUUGAGACUUUGUUCACCAAAUCACUGAAUUGAAGUUCAAAACUGGGUUUUAUGUGUUCUUUA
Cajanus cajan (pigeon pea) is the source of this 494-nucleotide messenger RNA. RefSeq lists its product as uncharacterized. The record is from RefSeq and is a predicted model, not a curated record. Lineage: Eukaryota; Viridiplantae; Streptophyta; Magnoliopsida; Fabales; Fabaceae.